UCUUUCCAAGUGGCGACCCCAAUUAUCGUUUAGAAAGAUAUUUGAUAGAAAUUGAGACAUUGAAUAAAAAUCUUACAAAAGCAAGAGAGGUUUGGGAAAAUAUUGUUAAAACUCAUGGCAAAGAAUCUGAAACGUGGAUACAUAUACGAUCGUUACAUACUUACAUAUUUAGAUAUAUGGGAAAUCAUGAUGAAAUUCACAAAAAAUUCAAAAGAGCAUCUCAACAAAAUUCUGAUUGGCCAGAACGUAUAUUUGAUGCAUGGGAACAAUUUGAGCAUCAAUAUGGAACAUUAGAUAGUUUAGAAAAUGCACUUAUGUUCAUUAGAAAACAAAUGAAAGUUGUUGCACAUAGGCGUGCAAAAGUUCAAAAUGUUGGCACUGAACAAGCAUUCCAGGUACCAACAACCUUUGAUAAUACACAAGCUGAAGUUUCCCAGUCAUCUAGAGUAUCGCAACCUGAGAUUUCAGAACAAGGUAAUGAUGCAAAAAAAAGAAAGCCCGAAGAGGAUGAGCCCCAGCUAGAAGGCUCACCAGCUUACAAAAAAAACAAAGUUGUUGCCAGUAACCUUCCAUUAGAUGUUACAGAGGGUCAAUUGAAAACUCUUUUCAAUGAGUGCGGAAAAAUUGUUGAUAUUCAUAUAAUUGAAGAUAGUGAAAAAGCACAAAAAUCCGCGCAUAUAGAAUUCGCAAAAAGGGAUGAUGUUCUUGCUGCGUUAACAAAAGAUAAGAAGAAGAUCGGAGAUAAUGAAAUUAACGUGUAUAAAAUUACAGAACAUACAUUAUUCAUUACAAAUUUCCCAGAGACUGCUAAUCUUGAAGAAAUGUUUGAUAAGGAAUCAGCUUUAUCCGCUUUAGAAAUGAAUGGUUUUGAGAUCGAAACAGGAAAGAAAUUAAAUGUGGUGAUUUCUAAUCCUUCAUUAAGGAAAACACGUUCUCCACCAAAAAAUCUUCCUAGUCAUGUUGAAAGAAGUGAAUUGGAAACACUUUGCAAAACUGUUAAGUAUCUUAUUAAAUUUCUUGUCUUUCCCCAUGGAUCUGUUAUUGAUGUUAGAAUUCCUACAACUAAGGAUAAGAAAUGUAGAGGAAUAGCAUUUGUCGAGUUUGACAGCGAGGAGCAUGCAAAAGCCGCACUUGCCCUACAUAAUACGGAAUUUAAAGAGUGUAUAUUAAAUGUGUCACUUAGCAAUAAUAAUCGGGGCAAUGGGCAAAAAUCCACAUUUGGUGAGCCUAAUAAUAAAGAAACUAAAGCAAAAAAGGACAA
Racocetra fulgida is the source of this 1261-nucleotide messenger RNA. Lineage: Eukaryota; Fungi; Glomeromycota; Glomeromycetes; Diversisporales; Gigasporaceae. The record is from the annotation of a GenBank genome assembly.